Messenger RNA from Erpetoichthys calabaricus (reedfish), 3456 nucleotides. RefSeq names its product TRPM8 channel-associated factor homolog. The transcript has 8 exons. The coding region runs from base 250 to 2967 and encodes 905 amino acids. The record is from RefSeq and is a predicted model, not a curated record. NCBI's taxonomy places the organism in Eukaryota, Metazoa, Chordata, Cladistia, Polypteriformes, Polypteridae.
UGGCAAACCCUGACGAUGUUUUUAUGCGCGCGCCGCUCGAACAUUCACGGCUGGAGUUUCCCUUGUGGGAGGUACUUGGGUCGGGCAGUGACGGUACUUUUCCAGCAAGCCCCAGGAACGAGGUGUUGGCAUUGAAAAGCGAAAAAACUGGCUAUACCGUUACAAACACGCAGUUAAAAGUAUAACCUGGUUGCCCUGUCCCAUCAGGUUUAAGCCAUACAAAUCUGCAGGAUUUGACCUUCUUAAAGAAUGGAUCUUGUCUCUACAUAUAAGAAUCUGGUCAAAGAUGUGAAUGUGUUCCGUUUCACUGGGGAGGCUGUGCCCUGUGAGCUCCUGCUGAUUGGACCUUCCGCCAUCCCUGUGGCAGUGAAUGAUAAAGGUCAGGUGUUGGUGGCAGCAUCCACAUACGGCAAGGGUCGCCUGGUUAUUCUGGCCCAUGAGGUUUACCUUAAAUGUCCCGAGUUUGGUCCGUUUUUAUUGAAUGCAGUUUCUUGGCUCAGUCCGACACCUGAAGCUGCUGUGGGAGUUCACACCAGUCUGACCUUUCUCAGCGGCCAUCUUCGCAAUGCCGGGUUCAAUGUGCAAUCCGUCGAUAAAUUCAUCAGCAACAUGAAAGUGUACUGCAUGGAUGCCUACAAUGAUUCACAAGCUGGGGAGCUCAUCCAGUUUUUGAAGAAUGGAGGCUCUCUUCUGAUAGCUGGCCAGGCAUGGCACUGGGCAUCUGGUCAUAAGGGAGUGGAUGUCCUGAAGCAUUUCCCUGGGAAUAGUGUGACCAGUGUUUCAGGGGUCUACUUUACAUCUCACUAUGGAGAGAAAGGAGAGUUCAAAGUCUGCCAAGAGAUACCUUCCAGUUCAGCCUUAGUCCUGGAACUCAAGAACAUCGAGAUGGAUUUACAAAGCCUUUUACUUGGAAUUACGGAAUUCAAUUUAAAUGUUAACUGCAUACCUUCAUCUUUACUGGUCCAUGGCCAGUUAGCAUUUCCUGUUCUCUUGGAUGACCAUAACCAGACUCUGAUUGCAGCAUCUUAUUAUGGAAAAGGCAAAAUCGUUGUGUUGUCACAUGAGGGAUAUCUCACUCAUCUAAAGACAUUUGUUUGCAAUGCUCUACACUGGCUGGGGGCUGAGAAAGGAGCCAAGGUCUGCAUUCAGAAGGACCAAAAGCACCUGUAUGAAACGCUGAUUCAGGAAGGCUUCAGCUGCGAGCUCUCCGAUCUCAAAGGAGGUACAAAUGUCUACUGUUGUACUUCAUACAGUGACCACCAGGCGCACCAGAUCCAUGAGUUUGUAUCAGAAGGAGGAGGGCUUCUCAUUGGUGGCCAAGCAUGGUGGUGGUCCUACUCCCAUCAUGACCAGGAUGCUGUUGCUGGAUAUCCGGGAAACAAAAUCCUCAAUAAAUUUGGAAUUAGCAUAACAUCAUCUACCAUGGACAAUAAGGUUUAUUUAGCCCCCAGAGUUAAAAAAAUUGAACAGGGUUACCAUUUUCGUAAGGCCCUUGUUAGAUUCAUGGAUCACGUUCACAAAAAGACAGCUUUGAAUCAUCUUGAGUCUUCCUGGCUCCACAACCUUGGACGGGAUUGUUGUUCCUUCUUGAAAAUGAAGGCCUCCAGUGAUGCCCAGUACUAUAAUAUGUGUGAGCAUUUGAAAGAUCUACUGAGAAAAUCGGGAAUAACAAUUUGUCCUAUGCAGUACUGGUCUUCAAUGAAACCAGAAGACAAGAUGUUGUUAAAUCUUUGCAAUGAUGUUGGUGAACUUCCACAUAUGCAAGGAGAGUUGCAAACUACGAAGGUGAAAACUUCCCCUGUUGUCCGUGUUCAGGUCAAUGGAACCAACAAAGGGGACACAGCCUGGAGAAGCACUGGCCUGUUCCUGCACGAAGGACACACUGCACAGGUUUGUGUCCCCACAGCAGUUGUUGGAGCUGGCUGGCAAGUACAGAUAGGCUGCCAUUCUGAUGAUUUGAAUCACCUGGAUAAACUGAAGCGCCCUCCAGUGGUGAUCCGAAGAGUGCCUAUUAACUGCGAGAGAAUUUCCAUAUUUAACCUGUGGGGUGGCUUGAUUUAUAUUGUUGUGCCCAAAGGAAGUGAGCUUGGCACUGUCACUAUCACAGUAGAGGGAGCUGCUCCGGCCCCGUACUUCAGACUUGGACAAAGCUGCGUGGCAGAGUGGCAGAAAUCCCUUAAUCUAAAUGCGGCACCCUGGGCAGAACUAGAGGCAGACAAUAUUAUACUGACUGUUCCGACAAACAAAAUCUCCAGUGUCACCAAUCCAGAGCCUCUCCUCAAACUGUGGAAUCGCAUCACCAAGGGCAUUGCUGAACUCGCUGCUGUGCCUGAACACUUCCCGAGGCCUGAGCGCAUUGUGGCCGAUGUUCAGAUAUGUGCAGGUUGGAUGCACUCAGGCUAUCCGGUGAUGCUUCACUUAGAAUCAGUUCAUGAUAUUACUGAUGUACAGUUCAUGCGGAAUAAUCCCAUAUGGGGUCCAAUACAUGAACUUGGACACAACCAGCAAAGGAAUGUGUGGGAGUUCCCCCCUCACACUACUGAAGCCACCUGUAACCUCUGGUCUGUGUACAUCCAUGAGAAGGUCCUGGAUCUCCCACGAAGCAAGGCUCACCCUCAGCUUACUGUAGAGUCCAGACAAAAAAGAAUGAAGACAUACAUAAAAGGUGGAGCCCGUCUGGAGGACUGGACCGUUUGGGUCUGCUUGGAGACCUACUUACAGCUGCAGGAAGGCUUUGGAUGGGAGCCUUUCAUUGCACUCUUUUCUGACUAUCAGAAAAUGUCCAUCAUGGAGAAUUUGGAUAAUAAAGCCAAGAUGAAUCUAUGGGCUGAAAAGUUUUCUCACCAAGUAAAGAGAAACCUCGUUCCAUUUUUCAAAGUCUGGGGCUGGCCCAUUAAAGAUGACGUCUCCAAGAAGCUGGCUGCUCUGCCCGAGUGGAAGAAAAACCCAAUGAAGGCUUUUGCUUGAUAAUAUAAAGCAACUCUGCAUUUUGUUUGCUUUGAUCAAGUCAUGAAAAUGUGACAAAUUGGAAAAACUUGUUUUCUCAUAUAUAUAAUAAUCAGUGUAUUUGCCUUUUUAAUUAAAACAAAAUGGUAAUGCAGUAAACACUUCAUUAAAACUCAUUUAGGAGUUUCAAGUCUAAUGACAAGGCCUACUCUAGCAUAUCAUUAUUUCAUUACCGACUGCUAUAAGAGGAGUGGAAAUUCUCUCAGCAACUGAAAAAUGUGCAACCUGUCAAGAAGACUGCAUGCCAUGUAACUGCUAGAAUCUUUUUAAUCCUGUAUUCAUUCAUUCAUUUUCUAACCCAUGUAUGCAUUUUAUGGUUGUAGGGAGCAAUUGACUAUCCUGCCACAACUUUUCACAAUUUGGGAACGACCCCUGGACUAGCCGUCUCUCCAUCACAUCAUGUCACACCACACUGUCUCACGUGGGCCAGCUUAAGGCAGAUAUGUCUUU